AACACGACCACGCCAUGUGAGAGACCUGUGGAGCAGCACUUAGCAGGGUUGUAUUCUAUUGAACAGCCUCUAUUACCCAAAUGUAAAGUUUAAACGUUUACUCACACGAAGGCACAUUUAUUUUUCCCUUGUAGAAAGUGUACAACAUGCCGAUGAACAACAACCAGAAGGUGCAGAGGGCAGCUGCCAGGCUGGCCAAGCUGCCAGUGGUUCACUCAGCUUGUACCAAGCUGUCAGUCUUAUACAUUGACACUAAAUACAGCCACCCCAACCUGAGGUCUGUGUGUGAGGGGCUGGAGAGCAGCGUGGCAGCUAUAGUUACACCUGUCUGUGUAAAACUGGAGCCCCAGAUGUCCAUUGCAAUUGACGUGGCAUGUAAAGGUCUUGACUGGCUGGAGACUGCGUUCCCAGUGCUUCAUAUGCCCACAGAGCAGAUUGUUGCCACUGCCAAGAACAAGAUGCAUGAGAUCCAGGAUGUGGUGAGCAUAGCAGCUAAUGGGACUGUGGACUGCGUACAGCACACAGUCACAUGGCUGAUGGGCAGGACACAGCAGGGUGAUAACCAGGCUGACCAGCCACUGGUGGAGAGAGCCAUCACUGUGGCCAGUGUGGGACUGGACUCUGCUCUGAUCAUGUCAGAGGUUCUGAUGGACCGAGUGCUUCCUCCUACUGAAGAAGAUGAAGAGGAAGAAGCUCACUUGUUGGAGGGUUUCGAGGCGGCCACGCUCAGGAGACCUUAUCCUGCACGACUUGCUUCACUCACUGUCAGGCUGUGUAGGAGGACCUUCCACAUGGUUGGGUCCAAGAUGCAGUCUAUUCAGGUAAUGGAGAAUUUGUCCAGGUCUUCAAGUCUGAUUCAGGACCUUCAGACCAGCUGCCUGACCUUGGUCUGGAGCAUCCAGGGGCUGCCUCAGCAUGUGCAGCAUCAGCUUGUGUCUGCGUUCUUCUUUUUUUCCCAGAUGUAUAACUUAAGCUACCCACCUUCCCAACACCAGGGCGACAAAGACAGAAGCUGUCUCAAUGCAGCCGAGACCUCCCCAACUCACAAGGACGUGGUCCCUGCUCACCCACAAACUACGCCAGCUAGCUGCCAAAAGAGACGGCCAGCCAAAAUGUCUCCGUUUAACAAUGGGUGUAAUGUUAAAGGAUGCGUUCGUCGCUGAACACUACUGUAAUUAUUUGAUAUACACAGUUGUGUUUAGUUUGUUCUGCAGUUCCCAAUGAGGUGCAACUGAAAUAAAACUUAAAUUCAUUCACUUUGAUUCCGCAUCCUUUAAGUCUUGCAGCUGUUCAGGCAGAUAAAAGCCACCACUGUUAUGCCUACAUAGGGGGGGCACUAAGUCAAAACUGAGGAGACAGAACUCCUAGCAUUGGCAGUUAAUCAUGUAAUAUAAAAGAUGGCUUCCUAUAACUGAUUUGUGUGAAAGGUUAAUAAAGGCAUACAGGCUCAAA
This is a messenger RNA of Dicentrarchus labrax (European seabass), 1452 nucleotides long. RefSeq names its product perilipin-2-like. NCBI's taxonomy places the organism in Eukaryota, Metazoa, Chordata, Actinopteri, Moronidae. The record is from RefSeq and is a predicted model, not a curated record. Gene Ontology annotation, cellular component: lipid droplet; cytosol. The transcript is spliced from 6 exons. The coding region runs from base 147 to 1163 and encodes 338 amino acids. Gene Ontology annotation, biological process: lipid storage; positive regulation of triglyceride storage.